AUGACCACCAGCAACUCUCCGGAGGAAGUGGCCGAUCCGGCCAGCGCCUCCGCCGCGGCCCCUUAUGGCACGCGAUCGAGAGGCCGCAACGCCCCUCGGCCCAACUACGCGGAAGACCGGGACAUUGAAAUGGACUAUGAACCGGCACUUCCCAAAAACGCCAAGCGAACUAGUGGCGUGGGCCUGAAUAACAUCACCAACGGCUCCAAAUCAGAUAGUGAAAAGGCCUCGCCCACUCAAUCACGCAAGACUCUGACCAAUGGCACCGUGGUUAAUGGCAAUGCAAAUGCCAAUGCCAAUGCCAAUGCAAUUUCCAAGGAGUCAAUUCCAGGGACUUCUUCAUUUUCUUCACGACCAGAAGAGAAUGGAUCUGCAUUGAGGAAGCGGAAGCAACCCGCAAGCACUCCUAAUUCAGGCUCCACUGGCAAUCCCGCGAAAAAGAUCUUCACGACCGCCCCGGGGGAUCCUGACGGCGGUUAUUUUACCAAUAUGGUCAGCUUUGAGGCAACCACCCCGUAUCUCAAAGAUGGUCAAUUAAAAGCAGAUGAUGGCACUACAUUUGCUGUCAAUGAUCAUGUUUAUUUAAUUUGUGAGCCUCCGGGCGAGCCUUAUUACUUGGCUCGAAUCAUGGAAUUCUUACCAUCCAAGACCAAAGGUGACGGUGUCAUUGAAGCGUUGAGAGUCAACUGGUACUACCGUCCACGAGACAUUCAACGACACAGCCCAGACACACGAUUUGUCUUCGCGUCCAUGCAUUCAGAUACCUGUCCGCUUUCUUCCCUGCGCGGGAAAUGUGAAAUCCGCCACGUUUCAGAAAUUGACGAUAUGAAUGCUUACAAGAAGACUCGUGACUCCUUCUGGUACGACAAGAUGUUUGACCGAUACAUUCACCGUUUGUACGACGUAAUCCCGACAAAAGAUGUGAUCAACGUGCCUGCAAAUGUGAAGAAAGUUCUUGAUGAUCGCUGGAAGUUCAUUUUGGUCGAAAUGGGCAAAGGAAAGGAACUGACAGGCGCUGUCAAGACUUGCAAGCGAUGCCGUCAAUUUGCGGCAAAUUCCGAGUCAGUGGAUUGUGCCGUCUGUGACUCGACUUAUCACAUGCACUGUGUUCGACCUGCCCUGACCAAAAAACCAGCUCGAGGAUUCGCCUGGGCUUGUGCCGCUUGCAGCCGUGCCCAAGAGCGCAAGCUAGAAGCACGGAACACCCCGCACAUGGGUGAGGCUCGACCAGAUGGCGAAGAUGAGAUUAUUGAGGAGGAAGAGGAGGAGCAUCAUGCAAAUGGAGUGGUGAGCGGGACUGGCGCUAGCACCCCAGGCGCAGCCGAGGACUCCAUGCCGAAGCCCGAAACCGCAGAACAAAUGGCACAGGCGAAGAUGUGGCCUUAUCGCUAUCUGGGUAUUCAUUGCCGAGUGGAGGACGCCCUGGACUACGAUGAUCGGAUUUACCCCCGUGCAAGUUCUCGCCUUGGACCGCGACACCAAGCGAUUGUUAAUCCUUGGCCCGGACGCACUGUGGAAUAUGUGAAACCUCCACUGUUGAAAAAGAAAGCUGUCAAGGUAGCGGGUGGACGGAAUGUCAUGAAACUUACAAAGGAAUCUCAGGCCGCGCUGGAUGCUGCGAAGAUCGAGCGCGCCACCCGACCGAAAUGGGUUCAAGAUGAGCCCCCAGGCUAUAUUAUACGCGGUGAAGAUGAACCCGUUACCGUCAACGGGAAGCAAGUGCGCACCGCCGAGCCUUUAUUCAUAAUGCCGACAGCAGAACAAAUUCCCUCCCGUGGCGAAGACAAUGCACCUGGCGCUCACUUCAGCGACGCGGAGCGGGAGAAAUUUAUCGAUGAUUAUAUGCGUCAAGCGAAGGAGCUGGCUCCUGAAAUUGGGGUUGAGAAGUAUUGCACUAACUUCUUGGAUAAGGCUCUGGGGCUUCUGUACUCUGAGAGCUUCAACGUUGAGGCAGCGCUCGCCAAGCUAAAGAAGGUCAACAAAUAUAAGGAUCUCAAUGAGCCUCAUUUCAAACCGGAGGAGUUGAAGGCAUUUGAAGAAGGUGUCCGGAGAUAUGGAUCUGAGUGGCGCAACAUUGCAAAACACGUCAAAACGGUCCACAUUUACCACAUUGUUCGGUUCUAUUAUAUGUGGAAGAAGACUCCUCGUGGAAAACAGAUCUGGGGUAGCUACGAAGGAAGACGCGGUAAAAAGGAGGUCCGAAGACAGAGCGUUAUCUCAUCGAAACUGGUUGACGAUGUCGCCGAUGAUCACGAUGAUUCUGCAUUCGACAACGACAAAGCAGUGGCUCAGAAGAAGGGAUUCCAGUGCAAGUUUUGCUCUACUCGUCACUCUCGACAAUGGCGACGCGCCCCUCUUGUGCCACCUGGGACUGUAGUUCCUUCCGAUCCCUCGGCGAAGAAGGACAAAGGGCCUAUGCUGACUGUCGCUCUUUGUCUUCGAUGUGCUCUCUUGUGGCGAAAGUACAGCAUUCAGUAUGAGGAUGUCGAUGAACUCGGCAAGAGAAUUGCGACCAGUGGAAACAAGUCAUGGAGACGACGGAUCGACGAGGAAUUGCUCGCUCAGCUGAUUUUAGCUACUGAGACUCCAUUCACCAUCAACAGUACUACGGCUGCUACCGCGACCUCAAUGGGAAUCGCCGUAGAUAGCAAUCCGCAACUACAGCACGAGAACAAAUUGGACCCAUCCAAGAAAAAGCCAAUUCGUCCGGAUAUCCCAAGUACCGCGACCUCUACAGCAACAUCAUCAGUGGAGCCAAUGCCGCCAAAGAAGAAGCUCGGGACCGAGAAGGUGCCAGAGGGUCCUCCGGUUGUCCCUGAUCCACCCAGAGCGAAGACUCUCCCUUGUGCCGUUUGCAACAUGGUUGAACCCUCUGGAGAGGAGCACCUUUCUUGCCGUGAUUGCCGCCUGACGGUUCAUCGCAACUGUUAUGGAGUGCAGGGUUCUCGGGCCGGUAGCAAGUGGCUUUGCGAUAUGUGUUCUAACGACCGCAGUCCUUCGAUCUCAACCACCUACGAAUGCGUGCUCUGUCCCGUGUCCUGGACCGAGCAUGAACUCAUGGAGACCACCAAGAACACCAGCCGUAAGAAGUCAGACCGCGACAAGGAGAAGGAAAGACUGGAGAAGGAAAUGGUUGUGGAAGCUAUCAAGCUCUAUCGCCAGCGACAGGAGGCCGUCGGCAAGCCUACCGGACCUCGGGAACCUUUAAAGCGUACCGCUGGCAACAACUGGGCUCACGUUCUGUGUUCUCUGUGGACCCCAGAGGUCAAGUUUGGAGAUGCGAAGGAGCUGGAGCCUGCAGAGGGAUUCGGCUCUAUUCCCAAGGAUCGGUGGCGACAGGUGUGCAAGAUCUGCAAGACCUCCAAGGGCGCCUGCGUUGGCUGUCACUUUGCCGGAUGUAAUGCUCAUUUCCAUGUUGGUUGUGCUUUCCAAGCACAGUACCGAUUCGGUCUUGAUGUUAUGCCUGUCAAGGGAUCACGGAAAGACAAUGUCCAAACCAUUAAACUUGGUGGUGAGGUUGGUGCAGCUACGCCGGUUUUCUACUGUCCUAACCACACCGUUCCCCCUACGCUCCAUGACCUUGGCGAAUUGGCUGGACAGGAUGGUCUCAAUGCCCUCCAACUUUUUGCUCAAACAUACAAGCAGGCCGACCUUACACUUACCGGCACGUCUAGAAAGGCAGCAUACGUACAGCAAUCAGUUGCAGCCCCACAGCCUUAUGCAAUCAACACUGCAUAUCGCCGAGCUUCCACCAGCAAUGGACAGCCACCGACACCCAAGGAUGCCCAGAAGCCGCCUAGUGAGCCCGGUCCUGAUGAGAUGGAUAUUGACACGGAGGAACGUUCUGCACCGCGACCAAUUUCUGGGAUUACGGGUGCAGCAACUACCCGGAAAUGUGUUCGUUGUGCAAGCGAUUUCAGUCCCAGGUGGUGGCCGAUCGCAAGGAACAAUAGAGGACCAUUGUCGAAUGGAGCAACCGCGAGCUUCCCAAUGUUUGUAAAUGGUUCUCCGUUUGCACAUAUCAAUGGAGACGCUGAGCCGACCUAUGAAUGUCACAAAUGCCAUUUGAAGAACCCGCCGGCCACAGAACCUGUGCCAGAACCCCGACCCUCACCUUAUCCCCCUGUCCAGGCUCCAGCACCAGUUCCGGCACCACCGCCAGCUCCUGCUCCAGCUCAACCUCAAGCUCAACCUCCACGUCCCAUGAUUCCGAGCAUGGGUGCCCCUCACCAAUUUGUGCAGCACAACCAUCCUCCACCUCCCCCAACUGCUGUUCUCGGGCGGCCUCUUCCCCCAGCUCACUCCCACUCGCAUGGUGCUCAUCCAGGAUACCCACCGCGCUACGAGCAACGGCCACCUCCAAAUGAUCCUAGCUUACGCAAUGGCAUGUCGCCUCGUGCUUAUCCUGCUGCGCCUCAGCCUCCACCUCCACACCACAUGGGCAACUACCCCCCAGCUCAUCCUUCAAAUCAUCACCCUCCAGCUCCGUCUCCGUCGCACUACCCUCCUGGACCCCCGGGCCCGCCAACUCAAGCCUACACAACUCACCAGAGUCCAUAUGGCCCGAUGCCAGCGCGUUCGCCUCACCUGUCACAACCUCCUCCACGCUCAUAUGCAGCAUCUGCAUCCCCACCCAUCGUGCAGGCGACGAUAAACCGGUCUCCGCAAACCUCUUUGAGUGCCCUGAAUGGCGGUCCACCGCCCCGCAUGUACUCUGUCGACCGUAGCAUGGGCGCACCGUCUCACUCGCCGCCGGUUGCUCAAGCUCGUCUUGAUCCGCGAGGACCUACGCCACCUAUUCGGCCUGAGAACACUCCCCCAUCGCACAUGGCGCCCACGAGCGCAAGUCGCCACUCAGGUGUGAACGGGACAAGUGCAGGAUCAGGCGCAAGUGCAAGUCCUUCACUGAAGAACCUCCUUUCUUGA
Messenger RNA from Penicillium longicatenatum, 4926 nucleotides. RefSeq names its product DNA-binding E3 ubiquitin-protein ligase SNT2. Gene Ontology annotation, molecular function: ubiquitin-protein transferase activity; chromatin binding. The transcript is spliced from 2 exons. Lineage: Eukaryota; Fungi; Ascomycota; Eurotiomycetes; Eurotiales; Aspergillaceae. The record is from RefSeq and is a predicted model, not a curated record. Bases 1 to 4926 code for a protein of 1641 amino acids. Gene Ontology annotation, cellular component: Lid2 complex. Gene Ontology annotation, biological process: histone catabolic process.